AUGACUUUAUCGUUGUAAUUAAACUGAUCAAGUUUGUAAGAAAUCUAAAACUAUACAGUAUAUAAUUUAAAAAUUUAGUAUAUAGUAUUUCGCAGAGAUUAAAAAAGUGAUCUCUUUAUAUUAAUAUAUCUUAAUAUUCACCUUUUAUUAUUACAUAAGAUAUAUUAUGUGCCUAAGGUUAUUAUUCAUACUAUAUAUUAAUUUCUUACUAAAUAUAAAUAAAAUUUUGAAGUACGUUAAGAUUUCAGAAAAAAUAAUGACUUCUUUAGUAUAAGUAAAUGAGUAUUUUAUCUGUGAAUAUUCAUUAAUAUUUUGAAAAAUUGAAAAAUAUAAUAAUAUAUUUAGAAUUGCAUUUUAUAAUUAUAAUACUUUUGUUUCUCCGAAGACUAUGGAAAGUUGAUUUUAUUUUAAAUUUUUACGUGAGAGUGUAUAUAAUUGCAAUGAAUAUCUAGUAAUUUCUACAUACUAUAAUAAAUUGUUUAUCAUUAGAUUAUUAGUACAUAUUAAUCAGUUAGUUUAUGUUUGAUUCAUCUGUGCAAAGAAAAUCGAUAGAAUUGUCCAUGAAUAUUUCCAGUAUAACAUAUUUAAUUAACGAUCUUAAUUAUUGAAAAAGAAAAUAAGUCAGUAUGUAUAUGUACAAUAAUAAAUUCUGUGCAGAAUUUACUUUCUUUAGAAAGGAAAAAAAGAAAAAGAAAUAAGAAAAAAAAAAGGAACACUUAGAAUUGAGAAUUAAAUCUCUACAAGUUUAACUAACCUUCUCUUUCUCAGUUGUCGUAAAAUGGAUCCUCGCCUUUGAACUUUGGGUUUCUCUGUUGCAGCCUGGCAACAACGAGGCCGGGAUUUGCAACCUUGAACAUUGCGGCAGCUCUCUGUGCGAUCGAAACGAGCUGGACGAAGAAGGUAACUGCCGCGUGGAAACUUGGGCAACGCCCUUUCGUAUUAGGAUAGCUUUUGGUCCUGGACAGGACAUGGGGACCACGCUCGAGGACAAUAUUGGCAUGUGUCUUGUGUACGAACAACUAGCCUGCGUCGCCUGA
Messenger RNA from Heterotrigona itama, 1037 nucleotides. The record is from the annotation of a GenBank genome assembly. NCBI's taxonomy places the organism in Eukaryota, Metazoa, Arthropoda, Insecta, Hymenoptera, Apidae.